ACGUCGGCCAUAAUUGAGUGGAGCGGCGUGUUCGGCGUGCCGCUCGUUCCUUUUGCGUUUGUGCGUUGUACGGUAGACGAGGUACGUACGGAGUAAUCCGUUUCGAUCGGCAAAUUAACGUAGCCGGGAGUGAUUCAGAAUGACCGAAACUCUACAACUGAGAGGCACGCUUCGCGGUCACAAUGGAUGGGUCACGCAAAUCGCGACGAACCCGAAAUAUCCGGACAUGAUAUUGUCCUCUUCACGUGAUAAGACUUUGAUCGUAUGGAAAUUGACUCGUGACGAGGCUAACUAUGGUAUCCCACAGAAGCGUCUCUAUGGCCACUCGCACUUCAUAAGCGAUGUGGUCCUUUCGUCCGACGGUAACUACGCUCUGUCCGGCUCGUGGGACAAAACGUUGCGCCUUUGGGAUUUGGCGGCGGGCCGUACGACUAGACGAUUUGAAGACCAUACCAAGGACGUUCUGAGCGUCGCUUUCUCCGUGGACAAUCGUCAGAUUGUAUCCGGUUCGCGCGACAAGACGAUCAAGCUGUGGAAUACAUUGGCCGAGUGCAAAUACACCAUUCAGGACGAUGGGCACACCGACUGGGUCAGCUGUGUGCGCUUCUCUCCGAACCACGCGAAUCCCAUCAUCGUCUCUGCAGGCUGGGAUCGUGUUGUCAAGGUCUGGAACUUGACGAACUGCAGACUGAAGAUCAAUCAUAGUGGUCACACAGGGUAUCUGAAUACCGUUACGGUAUCACCUGACGGAUCACUCUGCGCAUCUGGCGGCAAGGAUUGCAAAGCUAUGCUGUGGGAUCUGAACGACGGGAAACAUCUCCACACUUUGGACCAUAACGACAUCAUUACAGCGUUAUGCUUCAGCCCUAAUCGUUACUGGCUGUGCGCCGCGUUUGGACCGUGGAUAAAAAUCUGGGAUCUCGAGACUAAGGAGAUGGUCGAGGAACUGAAGCCCGAAGUCGUGUCCGCCACCAGUAAAGCGGAGCCUCCUCUCUGUCUGUCCCUCGCGUGGUCCACCGACGGCCAGACGCUGUUCGCUGGCUAUUCCGAUAACACUAUUCGCGUGUGGCAAGUUUCUGUUUCUAGCAGAUAAAUACUUUGUAAUAAAAACUUAAAAUCGAUUCUCUUCAACAUUA
Wasmannia auropunctata (little fire ant) is the source of this 1136-nucleotide messenger RNA. It is a transcript of the gene Rack1, whose product is annotated as guanine nucleotide-binding protein subunit beta-like protein. Gene Ontology annotation, biological process: positive regulation of protein phosphorylation; rescue of stalled cytosolic ribosome. NCBI's taxonomy places the organism in Eukaryota, Metazoa, Arthropoda, Insecta, Hymenoptera, Formicidae. Bases 140 to 1093 code for a protein of 317 amino acids. Gene Ontology annotation, molecular function: translation regulator activity; ribosome binding; protein kinase C binding. Gene Ontology annotation, cellular component: nucleus; cytosol. The record is from RefSeq and is a predicted model, not a curated record. The transcript has 5 exons.